UUGAGGCAAAAGAAGACACAAAAUGCUUUAGGUUAAGGUGCAAAUUACGCACAAUUAACAAUGGUGUAAAUGAUUACAAGAAAAAAAAGUUACUCCACAGAAAGAGUUCUGCUGCUUGGUCUGUUUUGUGCCACACUCUCAUUACUCAGAAGAGGUGAGCAAUAACGUCAGAAGGGUUUCACUGCAAAACCUUUAUGAAGGAGUUUCCAGGUUUGACAUCUCCAGGGAACAGCUGAUCCUUACAGUGCCUCACAUGGGAAACAUGUCCUGAGAGGAUUCACAGCAACAAUUCUGCAAUUUUCUUAUAUAGUGUACAGCAUCUAGACACAUAGUCUUCUGCCAUGAAGCUGCUGUUGAAGUUACAGAAACUAAAACUCUUGUGGACUCUGAAACCUCCUAAUAGGGCUUUCCAUGGACAUCCCAGGCUGCUUUCCUGUGAUGUAUAUUCCCAGUAUGAGUCCAUCAGACAGGGCAAACAGGAAAUACCAAAGUACUUUAACUUCGCAAGUGAUGUACUGGACAAAUGGUCUGAGAUUGAAAAGGCUGGAAAGAGACCAUCAAACCCUGCUUUCUGGUGGGUAAGUGGAGAAGGAGAAGAAGUGAAGUGGAGCUUUGAGGAGCUGGGGUUCCUGUCUCGGAAAGUGGCCAAUGUACUGACUAAAGAAUGUGGACUGCAGAAGGGAGACAGGCUUGUCCUGAUCCUACCACGAAUUCCAGAAUGGUGGCUGGUCAAGGUGGCUUGUAUGCGAGCAGGAAUUGUCAUAAUCCCAGGAACAUCCCAAUUAACAGCCAAGGACAUACUGUACCGACUCCAGGCAUCAAAGGCUUCGUGCAUCAUUACCACUGACAAACUGGCUCCUGCAGUGGACUCGGUGGCAUCCCAGUGCCAGCACCUGAAAACCAAGCUAAUGGUGUCCAAAGGCAGCAGGGAGGGAUGGCUGAACUUUACUGAGUUGUACCAAAACCAAUCUGCUGACCAUUCCUGCAUCAAAACAAGGAUUCAAGACCCAAUGAUUAUCUUCUUUACCAGUGGAACUACAGGUUCUCCAAAGAUGACUCUACAUUCCCAGGGGAGUCUUGGUUUCAGACCCCUUUUAAGUGAAAGGUACUGGCUGGAUUUGACUCCCUCUAACAUGAUAUGGAACACUGCAGACACAGGAUGGAUACUAACUUCAAUAGCAUCUUUUUUUGAUCCUUGGGUUUUCGGAUCAUGUGUCUUUAUACAUAACCUACCACAGACUGACUCAGGAGUUAUCCUAAAUACUCUCUGCAGAUUCCCAAUUGAUGCCCUGGUCGGUGCUCCAACAUUGUUCCGCAUGCUGGUGCAAAAUGAUCUGUCCAAAUACAAAUUCAUGAGCCUGAAGUACUGCAUGAGUGGAGGGGAACCACUCAACCCAGAAGUCAUGGAGCAGUGGAAGAGCCAGACUGGGGUGGACAUCCAGGAAGUAUAUGGCCAGACCGAAAUGGGAAUAAUCUGUUCUGGUUUUAAAGGAAUGAAGAUUAAAUCUGGAUCAAUGGGGAAAGCAGCUCCCCUUUAUGAUGUUCAGAUCGUAGACAAAAAUGCCAAUAUCCUGCCUCCAGGACAACAGGGGGAAAUUGCUGUCAGAAGCAAACCUAUAAGGCCACUUGGUUUUUUCUCUGAAUAUUUAGAUAACCCUAAGAAAACUGCAGAAAGUGAACGUGGGGAUUUUUAUGUCACUGGAGACAGAGGGACUAUGGAUGAAGAGGGAUAUUUCCAUUUUAUUGGCAGAGACGAUGACAUCAUCAUUUCCUCAGGGUAUCGCAUUGGGCCAUUUGAAGUAGAGAGUGCCCUGAUAGAGCACCCAGCUGUGGUGGAAACAGCUGUUGUCAGCAGCCCAGACCCCCUCAGAGGAGAGGUUGUGAAAGCAUUUGUGGUUCUAUCCCCAACAUUUUCAUCCACUGACCUGAAGACCUUAAUUCGUGACUUGCAGGACCAUGUCAAGAAAACUACUGCUCCAUAUAAAUACCCUAGAAAGAUGGAAUUUGUCAAAGAGCUGCCAAAGACAGUCACUGGGAAGAUCAAGAGGAAUGAAUUAAGAGACAAAGAGUGGGGACGGAUAUAGCAUUGUUUGGAAUUUAACAGAACUUCCAUUCCAUUAGCACUAUAUGCAUUUCCCUACUAUAGCUGCCAUCAUUCUGAUUUCUUUAUGUUAAGUGUCUGAGCAUCAAAAAACUACAGGUAACAUCAAGAUGUAAUAUUUGUGCCUGCUUGCAGAGUUUCCAAUGUCAAUACCUGACUGAAUUGUAUUAUUCUGGGUGAAAAAUAAAAUUUUCAAUAGACAACUUCAAUAGCCUUUCCCUUUGAGACCUCCUCACCAUCCCUCUUGCAGCCCAGCUUCCAUUCAAUGUUAUUCUUGAGAGACAAUAAAAAAGUAUUGUGCCCACAUUUGAAAAGGUAUUUACAUCAUAUAUAUUUUGAUUCACUAUUUCCUGAGAGUUUACCCUGACAUCCAAAGUUUAUGGAGAGGACAUGGUGACUGGUAUGGUCACUAUAUGGGUUCCAAAAAUGCAACAUUAUGAAGAAGUUGGAAAAGAACAUCUUUUCUGUGCCACUGGAUAGUGGCAGUAAAAGUCCUAAAAAUGUAUUGUUACAGUUGGGGGAUUAGCAGUUUUAUUGGAUAGGUUCAAAAUCCACAUUUUUGGUGGUAGGAUGAGAACCGUGUGUAGGUAUCCUUUCUUUUGAAAGUGUCUUGUCUCUUCCAAGCUCUAGCCAGGAGUGGAAUUCUCAAUGCAAGGCUGGAAGUAUUCUGAAAUAGAUAUGAACAUAAGAUCCCAUUUUUUGCUUUAAAAACCCCUAUGAGGUAAAUGAAAUUGGAAUUCAGAUUAUGUUCAGUAUGUGAGAAAUAAUCCUUUAAUAAAUGAUGCCGUUAUGCAUAGAGAAAUUAUUAAGUUGUAGAAAUUCACAGUAUGUGCCUAAUGUUGCACAUAUACAUAUAUACAGUAUGUAUAAAUAUAUGUUUUUUGUAUGCAUUUGGCACAUAAAAUUGCUAUGCUUGCAUUAGUAAGAAAGUUAAUAUUUAGUUUUAUGUCUUGAAAUGCUUAAUACAUUUCCAGAAUGGGUUUGGAACUUGGUCCUUUAGAUUUUCUGGAUUGUGAUUUUUGUGACUGCAUGAGUUAUUUUAGCCAGUCCAUUGAGCAGGAGCAUUUUAUAAGUGAUCCACAACUUCAUCUGCUUUCCCAUAGUACCAAAAGUUGGAAUUAAGCUUUAAUAAAAAACAGAGCAGCCUUUAGAUGAGUUUAGGUUUAGUUAUUCAAAAGGAUUUCAGAUUGUUGCUAUAGAACCAAUUCUUCUGCUAAUACUUGAUCUAGGUCUGAAUAGUCAUCCUGUAAGAAUAAAAAACAAACAAAAUUUAUAAAUUAAAUGUAUGUAAGCUUAUCUGUUUGAAAAGGAUUUGUUACUGGAAAGAUCAGAGAAGGGGUAAUUCCCCAUGUUUGGGCAUCACACUCAAGUGUUAAAAAUUCAGAACUCUCCAUCUCAAGCUGUCUGAGCUUCCAUCAGCUGUGGCAGAGCAACAGAGCUCAGCAGCUCUAAUUUGUUAAUGGGUUCCUUGACAGUCCUUCAAAUCCAAAAUAAAGUUAUCCUCAAACACAAUCUCACAGGCUUCUAGUGACUGUAACAAAUUAAAUCCCCCAUGAGAGCAAGUAGUUUGUUUAAUGUGAUUCUACCAGAAGAAAAGUGAACAAAAUAAGGUUGUGCUCAAACCUGGCUGUAGCAGGGUUUUAAACUUCCCUUUCCUUUUCCUGUAUUACAGCUUUGUUCUGAGAGACUAAUUUUUCUCUCCUUCAGUCAGACAGAACAGAAGGAAAACAUGUUGGAUAUUUUAAAUGUAAUGUUGUAUUUUAAAUGUAAUCCAUUUUUGUACAGAAUAAUAAGAAAUUGGAUUAGAUCUUUACGUGCAAUUGAAAAAAGGUUGAAAAAUGUGAUUUGCUCACAAUUUCAGCAUCUGAUUCUAUUUAAGGGCAUUCAGAUUUCAAAUGUGAGUACUUUUUGGAAAAGUAAUCCACUUUGAAGUGAUCAGAUUUUUAAAAUAAUAUUUUAUAUUCCAUAUAAAAAUAUAAUAAAAUAAAAUAAAUAAAAUAUAUAAAAAAAUAAUAUUUUUUAAUAUAACCUAAUUAUGAACUUUGAAAGUAAUUGAUUGUAAAGCAAAUUUUAAAGUAUAAUCCUGCAACAUGUUCCUAGGUUUUUGGUAUUGGUCUCUGCUGGGCUUUAAACAGACCUGGCUAGACUUUUCCCUGAGCCCUGGUGGUGACACAAACUGUUCAUUCCAGCAGGGAAGGGCUGGUGCAGGAGCUUUCCUCUCUGCUGCAGCACAGCCUGCUCAGGCUGCACUUGGGGUCAGACAGACUUUCCAACGUGUUCUUGCAGUUUUGCAGUGAUAACCUAAACCUGACCAGAAAAAAAGGAAGAAACAAACUGAUGAAUCAAACCAUUUCUGCUUGAUGUGUGGGCAGGAGCCUUUGCUCUGUCACACUGCCCAGGGUUUCAAGCAAACACACAAAGCCCCUCAGUGCUACCAAGGUUGUGCUCAGUUUCAGGGCUGUGUGAUUGCCCUGCACUACUGACUUGAGGAAUUACUGAGCCAACCAACUGAUAUUCCUUGCUUCUCUAAAACAGAACUUACUUUUUUUGUUGGGCACUGGGAGUGAUGUGCUAUCUGCCAGCUAAAUCCUAAAAAGAGCCUGAAACUUUUAAAUUUGCAGGCUUGCCACAGAAAAGGAGAAUAGUUUGUAAUGAAACUGCUAAGUUGUGUUGUUUUUUAAUCUGUCCAGACAAGUUGGGGUUUGUUCAAUAACUAUCAAAGAUGAUCUCUGGGAACAUUCAGGGGAAGAAACAGAAACACAGAGUGGUGCUCUUUGCUGCUGAGCUUCUCACCAGAACAUGCUCAUCCUGGACUUUUGUGUAUUCCAUUUUGUGUAUUCCAUCCUGUUUCCUUCAGUCUUAACAGAACAGCCUUCUGAAUAAGGGUGGAAGAUACACAUUGCUGUUCUGCUGCUUUGAAAUAUUUCUAAAGCAAUAUAUUCUCUAUAACUUCAAAUACAUGGGAGAAAAGGUUUUUGAAAAUAGUGACAGAAGAGGGAAAAUGGACUAGUCCUUAUUUUUUGUAUCUGCAGUGCUUUUACUGAAAACCACAAUAUAUGUAACUCUGUGCCAAAUAUAAUUUUGUGAGAAUGUUUUUUAAUAUUGUUGAUGAUCAGACUUCCAUGUCUAGCCAGUACUGGGUUACAUAGAGUUUGGGGAUUAAAUAUAAUCAAGGACUUCCUGGGCUCACAGUUCAAACUGUGAGAUAUUUCCAUAACAGUCAAGCUGUGCCAAGGUUAUGGGGACAGCAGAGGUUUAGACCAGCCCUGCUAGGUCACAUCUCACAUUUCUUGUUACCUCUCUGCAGCCCUUGCACUUCACACCAUGCUGCUACAGCACUUGAUUCAGAAGAUAUAAGCAGUAGCUGAACUCUAUGGCAAAGGUUGUAUUGAGCAUAAAAACACCAAUGAACCAGAAAAACAAAACAAAACAAAAAAACACCAA
Molecule: messenger RNA, 5545 nt
Organism: Passer domesticus (house sparrow)
Lineage: Eukaryota; Metazoa; Chordata; Aves; Passeriformes; Passeridae
Product: acyl-coenzyme A synthetase ACSM4, mitochondrial-like
Exons: 14
Coding region: 342-2084 (580 amino acids)
Biological process (GO): acyl-CoA metabolic process; fatty acid biosynthetic process
Cellular component (GO): mitochondrial matrix
Molecular function (GO): fatty acid ligase activity; fatty-acyl-CoA synthase activity
Source: RefSeq, a predicted model, not a curated record